Styela clava is the source of this 720-nucleotide messenger RNA. RefSeq lists its product as uncharacterized. The record is from RefSeq and is a predicted model, not a curated record. Lineage: Eukaryota; Metazoa; Chordata; Ascidiacea; Stolidobranchia; Styelidae.
UAUUGUGUAUUUCACUUUUGAUGCUUGGUAUAAGCAUUGAGAUUAACCUGGCAAAAGAAUGUAAAAUUCCAGAGAACAAUGAGGACAUUGACUGGGAUAAGGUUAAGAAUGACUGGUAUCUGGUGCUACACACCAACGAUGAGGUCAUGAAUGAAGAUGUUAUAGGUGCAAAACUACAGAACUUCUCCAAUACAAAUGAAGGAAUGCAAAUGGUGGUUACUAAUUUACAUGAGAAUUCUCCUCCCCAAACCUUUACAAUUGAUCGGACCAAACGAAUUGACGGCGUUUAUUAUGGGAUGAAGAGCGAAAAACCAGCUGUUUUGGCUUCACACACUCUAACACAAGACGGAGGAACAAAUAAUAAUGCUAAAAAAAUAGAUGAUGCCUUGUUCGAUGGUGAUAUUCUGGUUCUAUACGACAAAAAGAAUUAUUUAGUCCAUGCAUUCUGCAGUCUUUCAGGUGAAUGGGUUGUCUGGUCGGCAUUUCCAACCCUAAAUCCAACUAUUCAUCAAAUUAGUUCAAUGUGGAACAAGCUCAUUGAGAAAGGAAUCAUUGUACAACUUUAUCCUUCUAAAAUUGUUGAACAUCCGGAGUUGAUGGAAAGUUUGAACUGACGAGAUUUUUCAAUAUUGAGUUAUAACCCUGAACAGAAAUUCAUUUAAUGGGAAUUAUAACACUGCAGUAUACUAUUUAGUACAACUACUAUAUUCUAGAAUAAAU